AUGGCAAACACAGCAGGAGGAGUGCUUUUGUCUCUACUAAUGUUCCUCAGUGCCAGUGUGCCGUCUUUCUCUGUGUAUAACAGUGGCGAGUGCUUCUUCAACACUAAAGGGAGCUGUGAACACAUGGGACAGGUGUACGGGAUAGGAGAGAGCUGGAUAACCAGUGACUGUUACCAGUGUGUCUGCAUGGAGCCAUUUGGAGUAGGAUGCUGUGACUAUGGAUCUAAACCUGUGGACUAUCCAGACUGGUGUGAGAUCAUCCGUAAGCCUGACUCUUGUACGAGUGUCGCAGUCAUGAGAGUCAAUCACAAACUGCCCUGCCUCUGGGGACGAGGCCGUCUCAGACCAGCUGCAGGCCAGCCGUGGAAAUCUGACAAUGAUCCUCUGUUUUGA
This is a messenger RNA of Epinephelus fuscoguttatus (brown-marbled grouper), 393 nucleotides long. It is a transcript of the gene msmp2, whose product is annotated as microseminoprotein, prostate associated 2. The transcript is spliced from 3 exons. The record is from RefSeq and is a predicted model, not a curated record. NCBI's taxonomy places the organism in Eukaryota, Metazoa, Chordata, Actinopteri, Perciformes, Serranidae. The coding region runs from base 1 to 393 and encodes 130 amino acids.